GGAGAACUAAUAAACAUUUCAUUUAGGUGACCUACAAAUUUCGUUUUAUGCUGAAACAGCUUUCCCAAAGCUAAUAAAAAAGUUUCCAAUAAUUAAUACCAAGAGUAUUUACCUUUUCCUGUCCCCCCCAAGGAUGUUACCUAAAUACCUUUAAAAUAGGAAGACUUGGGGAGUCACCAUGUAAUUGCUAAGUGACUCUUUAUUCUGAAUAAGGAUAAUUACGUAGUCUGCAUAUUAAAAAUGCCACCUUUGAGGGGAGGAGCGUCGGGAAAGAGAACACUGGCACGGAAAGAUCCCUAAAUGACGAGUGUGGGUAGCCGUCGUGGAUCCAGCUGACGAAACGCAGAGCCUUUCCUGCCGUUUCUGUAGGAGGAAGCUGGGGUUAACGUCAGGGCAUGUUCCGUGUCAUUCUCUUUCAUUCCUAGGUUUGGAAUUUUUUUUCUUUUUUCUUUUUUUUUUUUUUCAGUUACUGUUGGGCGGUUUGGUUUUUAGUGCCAUUCACUAGAGGCUUUCACUGAUGCUCCAACGCCACGACUGCUAUUUAUUUCCUCCAACCUCUGAAGACCGACGCUGGACGGGAGAAUUUCAGCGUCUUUUUCCACAAAUAAAAACAGAACCCUCCCGCUUUCCUCCAAGUACGCGCAAGAAAGGGGAGAAAAAGGGAAGAAAAGUAAACGCAACGGGCUCUUCCGGAAUCUCCAGGACAGAUUUUUCCUCCCACGUUCGACCUUCGAGUACCUCAGUUAUUCUCCCCAGAGCCCAUUUCGCCGCGGCCCCUCGCCUCCUUCGCCCGCUUCCCCCAGGCCUGACCUCUCAUGACGAUGAGCGCACCGAGUCCCGGGCAGCGACUGCAGAAACAGCGGGAGAUGCCGUCUCGAGGCCUUCAGUCAAGGCCAUCACCUUCAGAACCACCGCCAACAACUCCCGCCCAGCUCGGCGGCAGCGGCGGCGGCGCGCGCGCUCCCGGACGUCCUCACGCGCGCGCGCCCCGGCCCCGCGCGACGCGCCGAGGGACUGGCAGCGACGACGGGGCGGGGCAGAGGCCGUCUGGGGGUGUUGGCUGUGAAGAGGCGGCUGUGGCCGAGAAGCGAUCGCAGGCGUCUGCGUUAAACAAUAAGCGAAUUUCAGAAGCCUGGGAAGUCCAAGAUCAAGGUGUCAGCAGAUUUGGUGUCUGGAACGCUGUGGACCUGAGGACUGCCCAUGGGGAUUUACUGAUCAGAUUCAUGAUCCAAUCGAGUUUCUUUCCAUCAAUGACACUCAGAUAAACCUGCCUCUAAGAAGUCAGUGAAGACAGCACUGAAAUACUUUUCCAGAGAACUUUGUCAAGUCUCACCCCCACUCCUAAUCAUACAGUGACUUAUCACCAGCAAGAGUACAGACCAGGCUCACUACAGAUGCAUUCUCACCAGGGUGAGAGGACUAUAAUGG
Messenger RNA from Delphinapterus leucas (beluga whale), 1428 nucleotides. RefSeq lists its product as uncharacterized. Lineage: Eukaryota; Metazoa; Chordata; Mammalia; Artiodactyla; Monodontidae. The record is from RefSeq and is a predicted model, not a curated record.